Messenger RNA from Acinonyx jubatus (cheetah), 1722 nucleotides. It is a transcript of the gene LIPT1, whose product is annotated as lipoyltransferase 1. Gene Ontology annotation, biological process: protein lipoylation. Lineage: Eukaryota; Metazoa; Chordata; Mammalia; Carnivora; Felidae. The transcript is spliced from 2 exons. The record is from RefSeq and is a predicted model, not a curated record. The coding region runs from base 220 to 1341 and encodes 373 amino acids. Gene Ontology annotation, cellular component: mitochondrion; cytoplasm. Gene Ontology annotation, molecular function: lipoyltransferase activity.
CCACAGCCAGACACCAAAGAAUGAGAACGAAGGGCUCCCGGCAUGGCCCCGCCUCCUCUCGGCGCUUCCGCCGCCCAGCCUUCCUCUGGCCCAGUGGGCAGUGGGCGGGGCUGGCCGCGCGCGCAGCCUGACGGGCCGUGGGUCCUCGCACGCGUCUUUCUCCUGUAGGAACCGGCGUGAGCCGUGCGCGCGACUGGAAGAAGCAGGUGAGCUAAGCUCAUGCUGAUCCCAUUUUCAAUGAAGAAUUGCUUCCAGUUACUUUGUAACCUCAAGGUCCCAACAGCUGGCUUUAAAAACACAGUAAAAAGUGGGCUUAUUUUACAAUCAAUUUCUAAUGAUGUUUAUCAAAAUCUGGCUGUAGAAGACUGGAUCCAUGACCAUGUGAAUCUAGAGGGCAAGCCGGUUCUUUUCCUUUGGAGAAAUUCUCCCUCUGUUGUAAUAGGUAGACAUCAGAAUCCUUGGCAGGAAUGCAACCUGAAUCUGAUGAGAGAAGAAGGUAUAAAACUGGCUCGGAGAAGAAGUGGAGGAGGAACAGUCUAUCAUGAUAUGGGUAAUAUCAAUUUGACUUUUUUUACAACCAAAAAAAAGUACAAUAGGAUGGAGAAUUUAAAAUUAGUUGUGAGAGCUCUGAAUGCUAUCCAACCCCAGCUGGAUGUGCAGGCCACCAAAAGAUGUGACCUUUUACUUGAUGGACAGUUUAAAAUCUCAGGAACAGCUUCUAAGAUUGGCCGGACUACUGCUUAUCACCAUUGCACUUUAUUAUGUAGUACCAAUAGGACCUUCUUGUCAUCUUUGCUGAAGAGCCCUUACCAAGGGAUCAAGAGCAAUGCCACUGCUAGCAUACCUUCCGUAGUAAAAAAUCUUUUGGAAAAAGAUCCCACUCUGACCUGUGAAGUACUGAUGAAUGCUAUUGCUGCAGAAUAUGCUGCUUACCAUCAAAUUGAUAAUCAUAUUAACCUAAUAAACCCAACGGAUGAGACACUGUUUCCUGGAAUAAAUAAUAAAGCCAAAGAACUACAGACCUGGGAGUGGAUAUAUGGCAAAACUCCAAAGUUUAGUAUAAACACUUCCUUUAAUGUAUUAUAUGGACAGUCAUAUUUGGAAAUUAAAAUAGUCAUAGACAUAAAGAAUGGAAGAAUUGAAAUCUGUAAUAUUGAAGUACCUGAUCAUUGGUUGCCACUGGAAAUAUGUGACAAAUUAAAAGCAGGUUUUAUUGGCAGUAAGUUUUGCCCAAUUGAAACUACAAUGCUAACAAGUAUAUUACAUAAAACAUGUCCUAAAGAUGAUGAACUACACAGUAAAUGGAAUAUUCUCUGUGAAAAAAUUAAGGGAAUAAUGUGAGUCCAAAUAAAUUUCUUAAUGGUUUUAAUGAUAAUAAAAUGUUUACUUUGUAUGUCUUUUUUUUUUUUUUAAAGUAAUCUCUACACCCAACAUGGGGCUUGAAUUCACAACCCUGAGAUCAAGUCGCAUGCUGUUAUCGACUGAGCCAGCUAGGCACCUUCAUUGUAUGUCUCUUAAAAAAAACAUAGUCUCUUUCAGUAACUAUUCCUCAUUAGGAAGUGUCACCUAGUCCAUAUUUUCUAUUUUCUGGCAUAUAGAUAUGUUAUCUCUUUCUUCAUUGCUUUUUAUUUUUUUUAACCUAGCACAGAUAUGUAUUUCUGCUCCUUCCUGUUACACCAUGGAGAUGUAUACUUUAUUUGACAGUGAUCUCAGAAUUAGUUU